AUGAUGCGAAUGAGGGGAGGCGGUGAUGAGUCGCAGCAUGAGCAGGAGCAAGAGAAUGAGGAGACAGCCAUAGUCCUGGACGAUGAGGACAAAGCCCUCUGCCAGACUCCUGUGGCACAGAAAGAAGCGGAUGAGAGCAUGAGCCCACCCAUGGACCGUGUCAAGCGACAGCUGAGCUUUGGAUCGGCUUCAUCAGCCGAGUCCAAGCAGUCAAGGCUGCAUAAGUUCUUCCGGUCUCCGUCAUCCUUCUCUGACGACAGCAGCAUCCAUGAGACGCCCAGUCCGCCGCCCAAGAGGCCAAGAAAUCGCAUGGAAGACACUCUUCGUGAGAUGUUGAAGAGUGGGCAGCUGUCGCUUGAUGGGAAGAAGCUGACCCUGACAGCCCAUGAGGAUGUCAUGCCCAAGCUGCAGCAGGAGGUGGGCAAGAAGUUUGGGAGGUUCGGAGGUCGGCCCAUGAAGCCGGUCAGCGAAAGGAGAGGGAUCAUGGGUGGCCAGAAGUCCAACCGGAGAAAGGCCAAUGAGAAACCUCGGCAGUUUGAGUUGUCUGUGUCCAUGAAGAACCGCAUCUGCCAGCAAAUCUAUGAGACCCGUGGGCACCAUCCCGCUGAGCAAGACAUGCUCAAGGCCUUUGCAAAGAAGAGCAAGAUGAGGUUGGACAAGCUGCAGGACAUCUGGGCCAACAGGAGCACAUGGGCUCAGCUCGAAAAGAAGGACCAUGGCAACAUGAUCGGUGGGGAGCAUUCCAAGCAGAGGCCAAGGAUGAGAGCAGAAGGUGCUGGUGCCAAGCGACAAUUCCCUGAGGUCGUCCAGAAACUUGGCCAUUGGCUUGACAAAGAACGAGCCCAUGGUCAUCAGGUGCUGCAGCGGCACCUGGCAUGGCAGUAUGAGCUGCUCCUUCAGGAACACAUGGUUGAGCUUACGGAGCUGCUUGAGUCUGAGAAGAGUAAGGACAUGAGCACAGAGGAGCGGCAGCAGCAUGAGGUGAAGCUAAAGCUUGCAGAGAAGCAGAUUGAGGCCAUGCAUGGGAGCGAGAAGCUGAUGAACAAAAGGGCAAAGACAUUGGCCACAUGGCUUGGGGCUGAGACGAGGGUUCCAAACCUCGUGACCCAGAUCAGUUCCGUGGAGCAGCAGGUGAGGGCUGAGCUCUCGUGGCAACACCAUGACUGGUGCAUUCACAAGGUGGCAUCAGCAGAUGAGGACUUCAUGAGACAGUACUUUGCCAGGCCCAAUGAGAUCACCCCAGCCAUUAGAAAGGCAUGUGUUCUGGGCUUCUCCGAUCAGGUGCCACUCUGGCUGAAGUGUGGGUCCAAGAAAGAAAUCAUGGCUUCAUGGGAAGUAGCAGGCCUCAAGAAGAAGAAGCAGCAUCCGCACCUGCAUGAGCCGCAGCAGACCGCAGAUGAGACACACCCGGCAGCUGAGGAGCCUCAUGAGGAGUCGAAAGCUGAGGAGCCUCAUGAGGAGUCGAAAGCUGAGGAGCAUCAUGAGAAGCAGCCACAUGCGCAGGAGGAACCAGGUGAUGAGUGGAAGCUCGCCAUGCCAGAUGAGAAGCAUGAGAUGGCCCAUUUGACCACCCGUCGGCAAGAGAAGGCCGAUAGGUACAGGGUCACAUUUGAGGCCAUGCAGCUCGUGAGUGGCUUCUUCGACCAUGAGAAGACCCCCACCUCUGAUGUGGCGUCUCUCUUGACCCAUGUAGAAGAAUGUCUCAUCCUCUUUCCAUUUCCCAUGCUCGUCAAUGUUAUCCAACCGUGCAUGCUGGCCGGGAACUAUCAGAAUGCCUCUCAUGCAGUGGCCUUCGAGAGCUGCGGCCGAGCUCUCAUCAGCUGGCGAAAGCUGCGAGAUGAGAUGCCACAAGCAUUCCGGCAUUUCUCCGUCAUGAGCCAGCCUGCAUCCAACAGCGAUGGGAUUUGCUUGCCAUGGGUCAUAAAGGAUCAGGCUAGGCAGUUCCCAUUGAGUGUGUGGAUGAGGGAUGCGUAUGGGCCUGCAUUCACAUCAGAUACGGUCAAGACCCUCUUCAUGGGGCAUCAGGUUCAGUCGCGCAUCAUGCCGAAGAUGACAUCAGCAUUACAGCUCACUGAUACAGAUUUUUCACAUGCCUUUAAGGCAUCAGUGAGAAGAGCCAUCGAUGAGCAGAGCAUGAGGCAGGCGGCUCGCCGGAAUGAGGAGGAUGGGCACCAUGAGCAGCAGUUCCCGAAGAUGGGCAUCAAGGAGAUGGCAUUGGCCAUCGACGCUGCCAUGGAGCACAUGAUCCAGAUGAAUGAGAAGCCGGAAUGGGUCCUGGCUGGGCUCCGCCGCAAUGGGUUCUUGGCCCUGAGACCUGAUGAGCAUGGCAAGAUGAGGAAGUGCGAUCACGAGGCAUGGGCCAAGGACAAGCCAUUGGGCUGCAAGAGGAUCCAUCCGACAUGGGUCGCCAAUCGGUAUCAGCAUGAGAACAAUGGAGACAUUGAGAAACCCAAUUGGGCUCGCAUUGAGGGAGCCACUGAGUUGAGUGACCUGGCCCAUUGGCACUACAACGAUGGGUUCAAGGAUGCCCCAAGCUGGGAGGACAUCCCAUUUGAUGAGCAUUCCGAGCCUGAAUGGCAGGCAUGCGCCAAGUUCCAGAUGCCAUUAGACCUGAGAAGGGCCAUGCUGGCAAGAGAGGCGACCAUGAGCGAUCAAGCCAAGGCAAAGAGGGAGAGGAGAAGAGAGAAGAAUAAGACCAGGCGGCAGAAGAAACAACAGGAGCAUCAGCUCACGGAUGAGGUCCGGGAGGAGCUGAGAGCAAGCAUGCAGGAAACCUCCAGGUAUGCCGCCAUGAGGGAUCUGCCAGCAUCGGCCUCGAAGAGAGGCAAGGCGAAGGCCAAGGCGAAGGCCCAGGCCAAGGCCGAAGCCAAGGCCAAGGGCAUGAGCUUGCCCAAGAUGGGCAAGAUGGCCAAAAAGCAGCAUAAGAAGCAGCUCAAGAAAAACGCAUUGAGCAAAGCGGUGGAUGAGCUCCCUGAGCCGCCAUUGCCUCCGCCACCCGGCCCACCAGCUAUGAGUGCUGACACUGGUGAGCAUGACAUGACCAAGGGCACAUGGAGGAUGGUCAAUGAGGACGCUGGCAUUUCGCUGUAUGGGCGGCAUGGGUCCAUUCUGGGUGUCGGCCGUCAGAACUGCCACAUGCUGCUGGAGAAGGACCAUUUCUUCCCCAAGCAGCAGAAGGCAUGGGUCAGCAAGAGCCAUUGUGAGCGAUUGCCAGAGGGUGAGCAUAAGGUGUGGAAGUGGGCCCAGAUGUCCUUCUACCGGGCCUGGAAGCAGGAAAUGCUGCUUGACAUGGGGCUCUUGAGCCAGGACCUGGAUCAGCUGGAUGGGCUUGAGCAGGUUCACAUCCUCCCAUACCCAGCCAUUGAGGCCGGCGGCAUAGAGCUGCAACAGCUGCAUUUGGGCUGGCGAGUCCUGCUUUGGCACAUGCUCCAGAGCUCAAUGCCCUGCAAGAGCAUGGGCUUCAUUAGUCCUGGAUGGACACAGCCACUAUAUCUGCAUCAUGACAAUGCCAAAGUGGAUGUGGAUGCAUUCAUUGAGUGCAUCAAAAAGCAGAUGAGUGCUCAUACACUGAACUUCCUCCCCCUGGGGUACUAUGACUCCCUGCCGGAUGAGUCCCAGCGAUGCAGGGACUACGCUGAGAAAAUCUUGGCAUCCCUGCUCUCCAUGGGCCUGGUGCAUGAGGCGGUGUCUUCAAGGGAGUCGAUGAUCAAGGGAGUCGAUGAGUGCGGAUUCCAUGUUCUGGCUGCCAUGGAGCAAGAGGCCGCAAAGGCCAUGGGGUUUGGAAAGGCCAGCACUGGGUGGCCUUCGCAUUCGGCGAAGAAGUGGCAUGAGCGGCUGCAUAAGGUCACAAAUGCUCUCCGCACUGAGCAGACCAAGCGACUGGAUGAGCUGAAACAGCAUAAGAAGAAGGAGGAGGCCUUGGGAAUCAAGAUACUCGGACCUUUAGUAUUUAGGAUGAAAAAAGAGCGAGAGCACAUGGCGGCCAUGGCUGAGAAACGCUGCCUGAGCUGCGAUGAUGGUAAGCUCCUCGCAUACUGGAUGAGGAGGGAAGCCCGCAGAUUGGGCAGGAACAUUGCCCCUAAGUACAAGCUUAGCUCUGCUGGACAUGAGCUGGUCCCAUGA
Symbiodinium sp. CCMP2592 is the source of this 4122-nucleotide messenger RNA. NCBI's taxonomy places the organism in Eukaryota, Dinophyceae, Suessiales, Symbiodiniaceae. The record is from the annotation of a GenBank genome assembly.